GUGUUUCCAGAAGCGGAGAAGCAGAGUCGUGUGGCGGUUUUACUAGAGCGCCUCCAUGCCAAACACAGCGCCUCUCGUCCAUGGCAGGAGACCAGCAAGGUGGUCCGACAGGCUAUGGAGAAGCGUGGGGCGAUGCACGCAGCUGGACACCAGCUCCUCCUCACCUGCCUGGAGACCCUCCAGAGAGCCCUGAAAGUGUCUUCUCUGGCCUCUAUGACGGAUCGUCUGGAGUCCAUUGCUCGCCAGAACAUGCUGGGCUCCCACCUCUCCCCGUCGGGCACGGAGUGCUACAUCACCUCGGACAUGUUCUACGUGGAGGUGCAGCUGGAGCCGGCCGGGCAGCUGGUGGACGUGAAGGUGGCGCACCACGGGGAGAACCCAGCGAGCUGUCCAGAGCUGAUCCAGCACCUGAGGGAGAAGAACUUUGAAGAGUUCUCCAAGCAUCUCAAGGGCCUGGUCAACCUCUACAAGGUCCCUGGAGACAAUAAGCUGAAAACAAAGAUGUACCUCGCACUGCAGUCGCUGGAGCUCGACCUCACCAAGAUGAUGCACAUGUUCAGGUUAGCCACCAACGCUAACACGGUGGAGACCAUUCUCCACGGCAGUGUGGGCCUGCUGACGGGCCGGAGCGGCGGCCGCCUGGUGUCCCUCCAGUGCUACGUGUCUCCGUACGACGUGUUCGAGGAGGGCACCGGGACCCAGCUCAACCUGACGGACACCAACGUUCCCAGGAGCCUGGGCGUGAGUGUGUACGUCACCGUGGAGGGAACCUCGUCCAUCUACAAGCUGCCCAUCGCCCCACUCAUCACCGGCUCCCACCCAGUGGACAACAAAGGGACACCCUCCUUCUCCUCGGUCACCAACUCCAACUGCGUGGAUCUCCCCGUGUGUUUCUUCCUGAAGUUGAACCAACCAAUGGCCUUCUCCCUCUCCUUCAUCCAGCGCAUGGGGGCUGCAACGGGGAUCCCAGUGUUCGACAGCCCCCCAGCCCUCUCCCCUCUGUACCAGCUGAUCGUCCACAGCCAAUUACAGCGCUUGGACGAAGGAGGACCGCCCCCUAAGCCCUCGCACAACAUGCACUUCUACUCUUGUCUUCCAGACCAGCAGCACUGCUACUUCCUGAACGGCGACGCCCCCGUGCAGGACGGGCGCUCCCUGCAGGGGGCGCUGGUCAGCAAGAUCCCCUUCCGCCACCCGGCGCAGGUCCCGGCCAUCCUGGACAUCAUCCGCCACCAGGCCGCCUACAACACGCUGGUGGGCAGCUGCGUCAAGCGCACCUCCGUCAAGGAAGACGCCGCGGGGCUCCUGCAGUUUGAGGUGUGCCCCCUCACCGACUCCAGCUUCAGCGUCUCCUUCCAGCACCCGGUCAAUGAAUCCCUCGUGUGUGUGGUGAUGGAGGUGAUUGACUCUAAACAGGUGGCCUGCAAGCUGUUCAAGGGAAUGUCGGACGCCCUGAUCUGCACCGAUGAUUUCAUCACCAAAGUGGUCCAGAGGUGCAUGUCCAUCCCCGUGACCAUGAGGGCCAUCCGCAGGAAGGCGGAGACCAUCCAGGCCGACACGCCGGCCCUGUCCCUCAUCGCCAAGACGGUGGAGAUCAUGGUGAAGAACAACCUGCCGCCCUCCGGGAGCCCCUCCUACAACAUGGCGGGCGACGGGGCCAACCCCAUGGGCCUGCCCGGGCUCGCCGGGGGCAACACGCCCACGGGCGCCGGACCCCCCGGGGGCCCCAACUUCGCGGGCCCCAUCAGCACUCUGUUCGGGAUGAAUCGCGGGCCGGCCCAAGCUGGGGGGGAGUGCCUGGGGCAAGCCGGGGCAUCCGUCCAGCAGCAGCAACAGCAACAACAACAACAACAACAACAGCAGUUACAGCAAGGACAAGGUCACGUGGACGACUACAACAAGGUCACCCAGAACCCCAUCCUGACCAGCCUCCUGCAGAUCACCGGGAGCGUGGGCUCCAGCCCCAGCUCCCAAAACGCCCCCACGCAGCCCCACCAGACGCCGCCCCCCACCUCCUCCCCGGCCAGCAACACCAAGAACCACCCCAUGCUGAUGAACCUGUUGAAGGACAACCCCACCCAGGACUUUGCCGCGCUGUACGGCUCCAGCCCUCUGGAGCGGCAGAACUCCUCGUCCGGUUCCCCCCGGAUGGACGGCAUGGGCGGAGCCUGCCCCGGGAGCGGCAGCAAAGGGAAGAAGAAGCGCCCGCGGGGGACGGAGAAGGGCGGGCCGAUGCCCGGCACUCCUGGCGGCGGGGUCGGCCCCGGCGGCGGCGGCGGCCUCGGCGGGAUGGGGAUGAAGGGCCAGGGGCCGAGCUCCAUGCAGCAGCAGCACCACCACCAGCACCAGGCCACGCACGAGGACGACUUCCACCGCGAGCUCUUCUCCAUGGACGUGGACGCCUCGCAGAACCCCAUCUUCGACGUCAACCUGCCCGGCGACGGCCUGGACACGCCCCACAGCAUCACCCCGGCGCCCAGCCAAUGCGGGACCCCGCCCUCGGGCCCGGUGGUGCCCUACCACGCCCAGCCCCACGUCCAAUCGCAGCAGCAGCAGCAGCAGCAGCAGCAGCUGCAGCCCGCCAUGCCCCCCCGCAUGGUCCGCCUGUCCAGCUCGGACAGCAUCGGCCCGGACAUCACGGAGAUCCUGUCGGACCUGCCCGAGCAGACGGGUAAGGGCGGCGGCGGCGGCGGCCCGGGCCAGCACCACAUGGGCAGCGGGGGGGAGGACGGCGGGCCCCUGGACACGCCCAUCCGGGACUCUUCGAGCUCGGGCCAGGGCAGCGCCGUCUUCGACUCGGCGGACAUCUUCAACACCAACAGCAACGAGAUCCCCUUCACGGACGCGGCGGACCUCAUCGCGGACGCCACCGCCACGGCCGACACGCCCACCAGCGGCGACUCCAACUUCUUCCCCGACGCCGCCGACUUCAACCCGGACCUGCUGACGUCCGGCCACGGCUUCUCCCAGCGGUACUUCGACGACAGCUCGCCGAGCGCCGACGGGGACCUGGACCUGGUCAAAGGCUUCGGGGGGAGCAGCCAGCAGAACACGCCGUCCGGGACCCCCCAGAACCCCGCGCCGCACGACCAGAGCACCCCGGAGCCCUCCAUGAAGGACCCGUUCGACAUCGGCAUGGUCUUCGGCGGGGGGAACAGCGGCGGGGGGAAGCCCCUCCUGGUGCAAGCGCCCGAUUUGGGGGACGCCCACUCCGCCCACGGGGGCGUUGGAGGCAGCCAGAGCCCGCUCAUGAUGGCGCUGCCGGGAGCGGGAGGCGACUUCAAGAACGCAGAAGCUAAAGUGAAACAACAACAGCAGCAGCAGCUGCUGCAACAGGGACUCAUGAGACCCAAGGAGGAGGGCGGAGGAGGAGGAGGAGGAGGAGGAGGAGGCUCCUCUGGGAUGGGCAUGUGUGGCGGGGGCGGCGGCGGCGGCAUGGGGGAAGGGAAACAGGUCAAGCGCAGCAGGACACCGUCCAGCGAGGGCAAGUCCAAAGAAAAGCUGCCCAAACGCAAGAAGCUGGACACCGACGGGAAGUCCCCCUCCCACAGCUCCGGGGGCCGGCCGUACACGCCCCCCAGCGGGGGGUCCGGCUCCGGGGGGAGCAUGGGCGGCGGCGGCGGCUCAAAGUCCCCCGGUAGCUCGGGGGGCCGCUCGCAGACCCCCCCCGGGGGCGCCACCCCGCCGAUCCCCAAGAUCACCAUUCAGAUCCCCAAAGGGACGCUCUCCGGGGGGAAGACCUCGUCCCACGGGGGGUACACCUCCAGUAGCUCCGCCUCCAGCAGCGCUGUGGGGAUGGGGGCGGGCAGCGGCGGCGGCAAAGGCCAUCACACCCACUCGUCCUCUUCCUCCGGCAAGAUCAAGACCAAGGAGGGAGCCAUGGCCCAGGGCAGCAGCUCCAAGCCCGGCGGGGGGGGGAUGGGGCCGGGGCAGUCCCAGUCCAAAGGGUCCUCUCAGGGAAUGGGGGUCAAGCCGGGGUCUUCCCCCAUCACCAAGCACGGGCUGACGGGACCGGGGGGCGGCGGGGGAGGGAUCGGCAGCAGUAACAAGAUGAAACCUCUAGGGGGCAAGCCCCCCGGGUCGCUGAUGAACCCCAACAUGAAGCCCAACAUCUCCCCCUCGCACUCCCGCUCCGGCAGCUCCGGGGAGAAGCUGUCCUCCCCCAUGAAGAUGCAGCAGUCCGGGGUCCCCGGGACCCCGCCCUCCUCCAAGGCCAAGUCCCCGAUGGGCUCCGGGGGCGGCGGCAGCUCGGGGGGGUCCAAGUCAUCCUCCGGGGGCGGGAUGGGGUCCCAGAAGCCGAUGGGAGGGGGCUCGUCCUCCGGCAACAUGUCCACCUCCUCCUCGUCCGGCUCCUCCUCCGGCUCCAUGGCCUUCUCCGGCGGGUCGCAGUCCCAGUACGGGGGAGGAGGGGGUGGAUCGGGGGGAGGAGGUGGAGGGCAAGGGGGAGGUGGGGGGAACAGCGGCGGAGGAGGUGGUGGAGGGGGAGGAGGGAGUGGGGGAGGUGGUGGCGGUGGGGGAGGCAGCAGCGGUGGAGGGGGAAACCAGAACAAUGCAAACAACCCAAACGCCAAAGGGAAGUCCCCCAGCCGCAACAAGAAGCCGUCCCUAACGGCGGUCAUCGACAAGCUGAAGAGCGUGGGGGGCGGCGGGGUCGGGGAGGACGGCUGCGAGGUGGGGCCCCCGACGGGCGGCCCCGCGGGAGCGGCACCGGGACCGGGUCCGGGGAACGUGCCCAACAGUGCACCCCCGAACAUGGGCCCUUCGAAGCACCCCAUGUCCUCCCAAGGGGGCGACUACAAGCGGGAGAAGUCCGAGAAGGAGGCCAAAGCCAAGGUUUCGGUUCCGGGCCCCGGUGGGGAUAAAAAGCUGAUGGACACCAAGUCGGCCGGGGGUGUCCCCGGAGCCGGCCUGGCCAAGAUCAUCAUCAGCAAGCCGGACGGCGGCUCGCCAAGCAUCAAGGCCAAGGUGAGCCUCCAGAAGGCCGGCGAGGGCGGCGGCGGCGGUGGCGGCGGCGGCAUCGGCGAGUCCAUGCGCCCGCAGAUCUCCAGCCUCAAGGCCUCGCCCCUCUUCAGCGGCUCCACCCCGAGCAACAGCCGCUCGCCGGGAUACACGCCGCUCAACCACGACAGCGAGAGCGAGUCGGGCAGCAGCUCGGUGGCGGAGAAGUCCCACCAGAACAGCCCCAGCUCGGACGACGACCAGAGCAUGCGGCCGCACGCCCCGCAGGACUUCAUGGGCUCCAUGCCGCUGAGCUCCGGAGAGAAGCACAAGAAGCACAAGAAGGAGAAGAAGAAGCAGAAGGAGAGGGAGCGCGAGCGGGAGCGCGAGAGGGACCGCGAGAGGGACCGCGAGAAGGAGAAGAAGAAGUCCUCCAUGUCGAUGGGGCCCUCCGCGCACCCCAUGAAGCCCGACAGCUGGUCCCGCUCGCCCAUCUCGGCCUCGGACUCGUCCAUCUCCAUGAUGGGCCCCGAGAGGCCCCCCAGGCCCAGUCCCGUGUACAUACGAAACGAGGACGACGACCUCAUGGACUCUGCCCUCACCGGCAACCUUUAACCUUUUAACCCUCUCGUUUGACUUUUUAAAAAGUGUUGUUUGUUCUUUCCCAGCGCAUGCCAUUCUACAGAGAAAUCAAAGUAUCUAUUUACUGAGCUGCCACUGAGUUAAUAGUAGGAACCGGUUUAUUCCAAGAGUCCCUCUAUGCAAGAUGAAAUUUGCGGAGUGUCUGGAUUUGGGGGGGGUAAGCCCCUCCACUUAGCUGACUAAAUCCAAAGGGGCGUGGUUUAACGUGAAGCUCCACUCACCAUAGCAACGCCCUCCCAAGUUGCAUCGAGGGGAACUUGUAUUUUCCUGAAGUAUUAAACCCCACUGAUGCUCUAUUUUUAAAGGGUUAUUUUUACAACUGAUCUGUGCAUAGUAUGAAUGAGAGUUUAACUGCAAUGCAAAUUUUAAAUCCAAAAAGGUGGUGGUACAUCACCACCUUCCUGUCUUAAACCGCUCAACGAGGAUUCCCAGUUCCUCAAGUUUCAUUGGGGGAAAAGCUUCUUACAGUAUAUUUUUAAAACGUUAAGAUCUAUCUCUUUGUUGUCUUCUGUGUUUAUUAUUUUUAUUAUGAUUCAUUUGUAGUUCGAUGUUGUGGGCCCUUGUCAACCAUCACUUUUAAUGGAAGUGAGACAUUUUGUUUAAAAAAGAUGUUUGUUAUAUAAAAAAAAAGUAUUCGAAAGCGAUGCGUUUGUUUUGUUCUUUUUCAUGCAACUAGGAAUUUGUAAAAGCUUUCAAAAAUGUACUAUUGAUUAGAGACUACUGUAAACUGAGGAAACCAAAUGUCCAACUUUUAAAGGACCCAUGGCAUGAAAAUUUGAAUUACUACUUCAGCCUUCGUAACUUGGUCAAUUGUUUAUCGUUAACUUUCGUUCAAAGGUUUAACCAAUCAAGACACUGGUAUCUUCAAUCAUUUGUAAACAGAAUUUCGAUUUUUCAUAAUCACAGUUUAAGUUCCAUAUUGGCUUCGUUUUCAGUUGGUCUCAAUGAUUUACGCUGAGGCAAGAGAGCGAGGACGUGCUGGCAGUGUUGCCAGAUUGGGCAGUUUUUCCCGCUCACUUGGACUACCUUUUACGACGUUCAGGCAGAGUUGCUAGAUUGGGCGAUUCUCCCGCCCAAUUGGAAUACUUUUAAUCACGUUAGGCUGAAAAAAUGAGCAUUAGGCGAGUACAUACAGUUUCAGCUGUUUAAAAAAAAAAAAAUGGCGGGUUUAUUAUAAUUCUUUCUACAAGCUCAAUCAAUACCAUACCUUUCAUAUGGCAUAUCGUUUGUGCAGCUAGUACCACUAUUACUUCAGCUACUUCUACUUCAGCGACGACUACUUCUACUUCUACUUCAGAUACUUCUACUACCAUUACUACUACUACUACUACUACAGAUAAUACCACUAUUACCAUACUAUCUUCCAGCUUUGACAGUAUUACAGUUUAGCUUCCAUCUUUUGUCACAAUGUAUUUCAGCACUUUGCUUCUUCAGAUAAUGCUAUUCAGCUUCUGUCAUUUGACCUUUCCGAUUUUCCGCAGUGCAGGGCACUACAUUUGACCUUUCUGAUUUUCAGCAGUGCAGGGCAAUACAUUUGACCUUUCAGAUUCUUCAGAUCAAUUCCUUUUACAUUUCCGAAUUUUUAGCAAUGCUUUGCUCUUUUCAGUCCGUUGUCACUAUUUUUUUCCAACCAUUUAAAUUUUUGUUAUAUGGUGUGCAUAUUUACAUUGUUUACUCCAUUUAGACUUUUGAACUCUGUUCAAAUCCCUUCACUUAAUUUAAGCCAUUUAACGUUUCUUUAUGUCCUAUUCUACGUGGCUUUAUUAAAACAUUUUCAACCUCACUUUGUACUACAGCAUUCACCGCAUUUUCUGCAGGAAAUGCAUUUUCUUGUUUUAGAUUGUUAUCUUUACAUAUUUGAACUGUUACUGGAAGGACAUUCCAGCUGUGCUUCUAUGUUUACCAACAGAGAGCUGAGCUCUGGAGAAACAUCUGCUAAGAUUUAACUGAAGACACGGUAAGAGUCAUCGGCUGAACACACAAAAACAUUCAGUUGGCUCACUGCAGUUGUUAAUCACCCAUAUGCUUUAUUAACAAGUAUAAUAGAUAAGUAAGACAUCUAUAUUCAGUUGUAAGUCAUCACAACAGGAACAUCAUCAGCCUUUCCUAAAGGCUACUUGCAUUUAUUAAUAUCAAAUCUGCUUUAAAUCAUUUUCCUUUUUAAAUAUAUUUUCCAUUUUCAUUUGUUGAAACCUGCUUUGUUAACCAUAUGGAGGAUCUCUCAUGCUCCUUUUUUCAGAAUCCAGAUAAAAUGCGGCAUUUGGAAUAAAGCUGUAUGCAAGUAUUUAAUUCAACACAAAUAUAAAAGUGGUAUAUCUCUCCGUGGGUCCAGAUGCAUCUAAUCCAAAUACCUUGUCCUCACAAACGUGCAUGAUACAUUUUAUACAACCCCCUGCUCACUACUAAAUUACUAUUACUAUGUGUAUGUUCCAAAUUUAAUUUAACCUAAAGCUUCUACACGUUUCACUCAGAAAAUGAAAAAUAAGUAUUGACGUAGUAAAUUAAAUCAUUAUUGUUAAAUCGUUAUUCCAAGAGGUAACGAUUGUCAUAUAGGCCUACAAAAAGUCCAACAGCAAAACAAAACCAGGUAACAGGGAACGUGGUACAAAUAAAAAGAAAAUGGAUCUCUACGGGUGCACCCAUUUUUCUUUUGGAGCGUCCACGUCCCUUGGAGUCAAGGUUCCUCUUGGGCCAUUGAAGAAUUCUGGCGUGGGGUUGCUAAUCCGUGAUGGAGCUGAUAUUAAAGUCAUCAAUAUGAUGUUAACAUAUUAUAAUAAUAUAUAAUAUAUCUAUUUUUGUCAUUCUUCGUGGAUUUGUAAUUUAAUCUGAACAUAGCCAAUAUCCUUUGGAUUGCAAAUAUAUUUGAAAACUGUGGAUGGCAGCAAGGUGAAAUUGACCGAACUUAAAUUAACUGAAAAUAAUAUUAUUCAUUACUCUGUACUAAACAGUGGGAAUAAUCAAUAAUAAAUCAACAAUCUUU
Messenger RNA from Gadus chalcogrammus (walleye pollock), 8560 nucleotides. RefSeq names its product mediator complex subunit 1 (gene med1). The record is from RefSeq and is a predicted model, not a curated record. Gene Ontology annotation, biological process: regulation of transcription by RNA polymerase II; cellular response to thyroid hormone stimulus. Gene Ontology annotation, cellular component: mediator complex. NCBI's taxonomy places the organism in Eukaryota, Metazoa, Chordata, Actinopteri, Gadiformes, Gadidae. The annotation marks the transcript as partial. Gene Ontology annotation, molecular function: nuclear retinoic acid receptor binding; nuclear vitamin D receptor binding; transcription coregulator activity. The transcript is spliced from 15 exons.